Parnassius mnemosyne (clouded apollo) is the source of this 1434-nucleotide messenger RNA. The record is from the annotation of a GenBank genome assembly. NCBI's taxonomy places the organism in Eukaryota, Metazoa, Arthropoda, Insecta, Lepidoptera, Papilionidae.
AUGAACGCCACCGAACCUGAUAUAUUGUUGGCAAAGGGCCAGCAUGAAAUUUCGCAAUUAGGACCUGAAUACAUAUUUGAGCCAAAGGGUGUUGCUUACAAUGUUGUAAUUGAUUUUAAUGCUACUUUUGAUAAUAGUUCAAGUUAUAAUGCAACAGAUGAUUCGGUCGAACUCUGGAACGACUACAUACAUCUGCUUAGAGAUAGAGCUCUUCUUGUUACUUUUCUUCUUUUGUUUUCACUUACUACUGUUUUUGGAAAUAUGCUUGUAAUUUUGGCGGUAAUACGUGAACGGUAUUUGCAAACAUCAACAAAUUAUUUUGUCACAUCACUUGCAGUAGCAGACUGCUUAGUGGGCCUUGUUGUGAUGCCAUUCUCAGCACUAUAUGAAGUUUUAGAACACACAUGGUUUUUUGGCGUAGACUGGUGUGAUGUUUGGAGAUCUUUGGAUGUUUUAUUUAGUACAGCUUCGAUACUUAAUUUAUGUGUUAUAUCACUAGAUCGAUACUGGGCUAUCACAGAUCCGAUAACAUACCCGAUGCGUAUGAGUGGUCGAAAAGCAGCUUUUCUUAUAGCAGCUGUAUGGGUUUGUUCCGGUGCUAUAUCAUUUCCAGCUAUAGCUUGGUGGCGAGCAGUACGUUUGGAAGAAGUUCCGGAUUAUAAAUGCCCUUUUACGGAAAACUUAGAAUAUAUAAUAUUUUCAUCAACUAUAUCCUUUUAUCUUCCUUUGUUUGUUAUGGUGUUCACGUAUUAUCGUAUAUAUCGUGCAGCGUCUAUUCAGACAAGAUCCCUUAAAAUUGGAACGAAGCAAGUAAUGAGGCCCGGUGGUGAGCUAGAGUUAACUUUAAGAAUUCACCGCGGAGGUACAGUACGUCAGAGAGCGGAUGUUUGUCAUGGAGGUUGUACUCCUGAAGAAGCUGAUCAAGAGCCUUUAACUGCAUUACAAAAUAACGGUCUAUCACGGUCUUCAACUCGUAUAACAAAUGUUGCACAUAACAAGCAUGUGCCAAAGAACUUUUCACUUUCCAAAAAACUUGCUAAGUUUGCAAAAGAAAAGAAAGCUGCAAAGACUUUAGGUAUUGUCAUGGGAGUAUUUAUUGUGUGUUGGCUGCCCUUCUUUGUAGUGAACUUAUUAUCUGGCAUAUGUUCGUCUUGUAUUGCCCAUGAGGAAAUUGUGAACGUAGUUGUAACGUGGCUUGGCUGGGUCAACUCUUCGAUGAAUCCUGUAAUUUAUGCAUGCUGGAGCCGUGACUUUAGAAGGGCCUUCCUCAGAAUUUUAUGUACAUGUUGCCCUCGAAAAUUGCGUCGAAAAUACCAACCUCAGCUUCGUUUUAAGCAAUCGCAGUUCAGAACAACUCGUCGUUAUUAUUCAUCAAGUGAACUCAUGGGCAUUCAGCAAACUAGACAAAAUUCAUGUGAACAAACAUUCAUAUAG